Daphnia magna is the source of this 3685-nucleotide messenger RNA. RefSeq names its product hillarin. The transcript has 10 exons. The coding region runs from base 419 to 2848 and encodes 809 amino acids. NCBI's taxonomy places the organism in Eukaryota, Metazoa, Arthropoda, Branchiopoda, Diplostraca, Daphniidae. The record is from RefSeq and is a predicted model, not a curated record.
ACGACCAGUUCAGUAACCGCCGCUCACCUUGAAAGAGUGGUCACACUGUAGCGAGUGCUGUCAGGGAGUGUAGAAGUCCACGUUAGACACACAACAAUCGGCGAUCUUCUUUUUUUUUUCAUUUUUUUCAAUGUUUAUUGUGAAGUGUGCGUGGGUGUUUGAUUCUCGUCGUAGGUCUUUCGUUGAAAGCUGUAUUUCAACAUCAGUUUGCCGGUGCGUGAUGGCAGAUUGUUGUUACUAACUGCGACUGAAACGUGGACGAAAACCCUCUGUGUGUGUUUUGGUUUUGCACUCGGUUUUGCCAAAUCGUAUUUCAUUGUGCCCCCACAGCUGACACGUCGUGUGGUAAGAAGAGAUUGGAAGUAGUUUAGAUUUAGAAGGAUUGAAAUCCUUUUUGACGCACCACCAAAAACCGAAAAUGAUGAACUUUUAUGAGAAUCUCUGCUUCCGGUGCGACCAGACGGUGUACCAGGUGGACCGUGUCGGCCCACUGAAGGACUUUACGUUUUUCCACCAGGGCUGCUUUAAAUGCUCGGCGUGCGGCACGAAAUUGACGCUCAAAACCUAUUACAAUAAUCAGGAUUCUAAUGACGACAAGGAGGUCUAUUGCGUGAGCCACGUACCCAAAAUCGGACCCGGUCACCUGGACGGAUCGGCCGUGGGUAUUCGCUCUGCCUUGAAUGUGCCCAAGUCGUUCAACUACGUCAACGAACAGAUCCGCGGAGGAGGCAAAGGCACUUUUGACGCCGAGGCGUUGGCCAUUAAGCCCCACCUAAACAACGGCCGUCAUGGCGGUGAGAACGGACUGUUUGCCGAACACCAGUACGGCCGUUUCGAUGCCAGCGCUCUUCACAUUGCUCACGCUCUACGCGCCACCGAGCUCCAGCGCAGUUACAGGCGACCUAUUGAAAAGCCUCUUGACUCUUAUCUGGACAAAGACACUCAAGUUCGAUUGGAAAUGAAACACCGUAAGGAAGAGGAUGACCUGUACCGCAAAUUCGCCCGGCAACGCGAAGAAGAAGAGUUUAAAUUCAAGGAAGAAUUCCGGGAAGAGUGGGAGAAGGAGCUGGAGAAGUUGACGUCACGGUUCGAGCGUGAGCUGGCCAACAAACGGAAGAAACCCGACGAGCAAAAAGUGUUGACUCUGAGACUGCAAAGGGAGCGCGAGGAUCUCGAAAAGAAUCUAACCGUCCGCCGUGACAAGAAAAAGGAGUCGCUCACCCGCAAGCUUCUGGAACAUGAACGGGCGGCGACUGCAGCGCUGGUGGAAAAACAGAGCAAAGAGAUGAUGAACCUAAUCAACGAAAAACGCUCCGAGUUUAUGCGUGCCGAGAGCCUUUACAUCGAUGAUGACUAUCAAACAGAAGAAUUGUUUCCUUACCCAAGUAACGCGCCUGCCCCUCAACCACCCGGUGUGGCCAAAACUGAUAUCUAUCACGACCCACUGGUUUUUGCCGAUAUCGAUCAAAUUGCUAUCUCGGUGGCACAAGAAGAUCAGAAAACAUUCACAGACCUUGUACGCAUGUUGAUUGGACGAUGUGGAUCCGAUGUCGAAAAAGCCAGAACCAUUUUCCGGUGGAUCACGGUCAAGAAUUUGAAUACGAUGCAGUUCGACGACACCGUUCGUACUGACACACCCAUGGGUUUGCUGCGAGGCAUCAAGCACGGCACGGAAAGUUACCACGUCCUGUUCAAACGCAUUUGCAGCUAUGCUGGUCUCCAUUGCGUGGUCAUUAAGGGCUAUUCGAAAUCAGCCGGUUAUCAGCCGGGAGUGCGCUUCGAGGACAACCGCUUCCGCAACUCGUGGAACGCCGUCUAUGUCGCCGGUGCCUGGCGCUUCGUUCAAUGCAACUGGGGCGCACGUCAUUUGGUCAAUGCCAAAGAGGUGCCUAAACCUGGUAGCAAAAGCAAAUCCGACAGUCUUCGCUACGAGUACGAUGAUCAUUACUUCCUAACGGAUCCUAAAGAAUUCAUCUACGAAUUCUUCCCUCUUCAAGCCGAAUGGCAACUGCUUAAAACCACCAUCACGCUCAAAGAGUUUGAAGACCUGCCUUUUGUGCGUUCCCUCUUCUUCCGUUAUGGAUUGUACUUCCCAGAUGACAACACCAAGGCAGUUAUGGUUACAGAUUCCACAGGAGCUGUUACCAUUCGGAUCGGUAUGCCGUCCAACAUGCAAGCCAGUCUGAUUUUUCAUUAUAACCUUAAAUUCUACGACAAGGAUACCGACACGUUCGAGAACAUCAGUUUAAAGCGUUUCGUCAUGCAGUCUGUUGUUGGCAACGUUGUUGCCUUCCGAGUUCACGCCCCGUGCAGUGGAUCGUUCCUGCUGGACAUCUUCGCUAACGCAGUGACGCCACGCGAGUACCUGACUGGAGAACCCAUGAAAUUCAAAAGCGUUUGCAAGUUCAAGAUUGUUUGCGAGGACCUUCAGACAGUUAUGGUACCAUUGCCGGACUGCGCUAGUGGUGAAUGGGGUCCAAUGAAAGCGACCCGUCUCUUUGGUCUCGUGCCCAUCACGCAUCAAGAUGCACUCAUCUUUGCCGGCCGCGAGCUGGAAUGCCAAUUCCGCAUGUCUCGCCCUCUGACUGACUUCAUGGCCACGCUCCACAAAAACGGUUCGGAGGAGAAGAGGUUAGCAAAAUACGCUACGCACUACGUGACUGACGAUCUGGUCACGUUUAAAAUCAGUUUCCCCGAAGAGGGUCAGUACGGCAUGGAUAUUUACACGCGUGAAGUCAAUUCCAUGGGAAAUAGCAGUGGCAAUAAUGCUGAACAUAGCAACGAGAAACACCUGUUGACUCAUUGCUGUAAAUAUCUGAUCAACUCUUCGAAACGUAACCAGAUUUAGAGUUGAAUUUUCUACCGCUAAACAGCUUACCCAUCUCUUCUUUCUCUACGUUCUGUUUCUGCCUUAUCUGUUUCGGUGCUAAAUUAACAAGGUAAUCAAGUAGCAACUGGUUCCUCAUCCAAUCACUAAAGCAACACAGUAGCUGCACUGAUUCCUGCAUUCAUUAUAAUUUUUUUUUUUUUUUUCGUUUUUUCCUCGAUCGCUAUUUGAAAAGAACGGAGACACUGUGAAGCCGUGUGAAAGCCGGCCUUCCGUACGAUACCAUUCGUUUCAUUCACGUUACGUGCGAAUGAAACAGACGUUUAUGUUGAUAUUUUUUCCCCCUUUAUUUUGCUGGGUAGUAAGGCAGCUUCACAUCGAUGACGAUUACGUUUGAAAACGGAGAUAAAAUGAUUUUUUUUCUGCCUAUUUUUUGUAUAUUCUUUAUAACCAAGAUGAAGACGCCUUUUAACAUAAUUGUUAACUCUUCUUUUUUCAAGAGUAUUUAGUCCUCUCACCCCGAAAAUUGUCGGACGUUUCAUCAUAUUACAUUCCUUGUAACGACAUAAAAACAAAACAAAACAAAACAAAAAAACUAAACAAAACAAAACAAAAACAAAAACAAACAAAAGAAAAACAAAAUUGGAAAUAUGGUUACAGUGAUUCACUUCUAUUGUUGUAGGCAUAUUUAGAAACUAAUACGGUUUUAAUAACCUACAGUGCAUUCUGUAGAAUCGUGAAGUAAAAGACAUUCUAAAACUGUGUAAUCACAAGUAUGGCAGUUGGUCAACUGCUGAUGACUGAAGUCCUAAUACAAAAGAAAAAUGGUGCUUGUAAUACACUAGAAAACAACAUUAA